AUGGCAUUUGAGAGCGAUGGAAUUUCGUGGCGCGUGAAGCUUGUGUUGGAGGAAUCUUAUCAGCAUUAUGGAGGAGGGAGUACGGUAGCUUAUGAAGAGGACGAUCCUGGCAGCGAGUUUAAUCUCGUUAAACGAGUGUUUGAACUCAGUGUCCAAGGGGACGCCUCUAUUCGUGUUAAACAGGUCGUUCAGUACCAGUACUUAUCCUGGCCGGACCAUGGCACACCAGAGGUUGAUCAAUUCGUUAGAGUCUUUAAAGUUUUCCACACUGCACGUCAGAGAGUCUUAAACCGGGAAGGAGCGGCAAACGCGCCAAUUUUAGUCCACUGUAGUGCGGGGGUCGGCAGAACAGGCUGCCUCAUAGCACUAGAGAGGCUCGUAUCGGAGGUCUUCGAGCAGAAGAGAAAAGCAGAGGAAGAGACUCCAUCAGUGCAAACGACCGGCCAGUAUCAACUGAUCUAUGAAGCUAUGGCAUUGCUAGUGUCGAGCGGGUUUUUCAAUGACUCUGCUGGGUCCGCUGCUGCUGACAUCGAAAUUUGA
Perkinsus marinus ATCC 50983 is the source of this 540-nucleotide messenger RNA. RefSeq names its product protein-tyrosine phosphatase, putative. NCBI's taxonomy places the organism in Eukaryota, Perkinsozoa, Perkinsida, Perkinsidae. Gene Ontology annotation, molecular function: protein tyrosine phosphatase activity. Bases 1 to 540 code for a protein of 179 amino acids. The transcript is spliced from 4 exons. Gene Ontology annotation, biological process: protein dephosphorylation. The record is from RefSeq and is a predicted model, not a curated record.